Gaeumannomyces tritici R3-111a-1 is the source of this 1292-nucleotide messenger RNA. RefSeq lists its product as hypothetical. Lineage: Eukaryota; Fungi; Ascomycota; Sordariomycetes; Magnaporthales; Magnaporthaceae. The transcript has 5 exons. The record is from RefSeq and is a predicted model, not a curated record. Bases 143 to 1288 code for a protein of 381 amino acids.
GCCAGCCGCCAUGGCGUUCUUAUCCUCCCCCUUUCCUACCCACCCGCGCGCGCCAUCCACUCGCUUUCCACAGGCCCCCCGGUGAUCAACCUCCUCUUUUGACUCUGUCUCCCAGUGUUUUUUUUUUUUGCACCCUGCAACCAUGAAGUUUACCUCCAUCGCGACCACCGCAGCCGUCCUGGCCGCCGGCGCCGACGCCUGCAUCCGCAUCACGACCUACCAGGUCAACAGCGGCUUCGGUUGGGGCCGCAUGUCGAUCCAGCUCUGGGAUAAUAACGACUUUUACUGCGAGGCGCACCAGGACAAAGGCGCCCCGAGCUCCAACACGGUCUGGGAUAUCAAGUGCCCCAACGGCGACUACUGGGUCCACCUAUGGGACAAUGGCGGUACCGGCUGGGUCGAACGCGUGGGCGUCUGGAAGGCCAACCUGAGGAGGCGGGAUUCCAAGUUUGAGCAGGGAGACAAUGGCGGCUGGGACUGGUCGUACGCCCACGACGACAACUUUGCGCUCAUAUCCCAUUAUUUGUCCUCCUUUACUCAGCCUCCUCCUCAAAGGGACCGGCAUCCUCGUCCGCUCGAGAUCGGCGGCGGCGGCAACGGCCUGCAGGGGCUUGUCAUUGCUGCCUCGGGCGGCGGCGCGGGGCUCGACGUGGCCGCCGUCGACGGCGGCUGGAUGGGCCGCGCAUACACCCCGUGUCGUGGCAUACGACGCCCGUCGUGUUUGCGAAGGAGGCGAUCACGAUCCCGACGGCCAGGGCCGCUGACGCGGUGCGCAAACGCCAUCGAUGACGUUACGGAGGCCAUCAUCGGCGAGGUCGGCGGCCCGGAGUCGGCCAAGCUGCUGUUCCAGGGGAAUAUCAUGGGGGUCGAGCGGACUCUUCACAUGGGCCAUACGUACGGCGAGGUGGUUGUCGAGUCCACUGCGAGCGUUGACGGAACGAUUGGGAGGACGAAAAAGGCGCGCACGGUCACCCCGUUCAAAGAAGAAAACAUUUAUGCCAAGAUGGUGGACGUGGACGGCAAUGAACAGAUCGUUGCCAUUGUGCCAGAUUUGGUCUGCGUUAUUGAUGCGCAAAACGGCGAAGCUCUCGGCACACAGGAGUACCAGUAUGAUCUGCCUGUGAUUGUACUGGGAAUUACGGCCUCCGAAAGAUGGAUCUCGACCCCCCGCGGCCUGGAGAUCGGUAGCCCCAGAGGCUUUGGCUUUGAUGAUCUCGAGUACAAGCCCCUCGGCAAGUUUGGCAGGCCACGCAGCGUUAUCGACGAGUACGAGAUCAAGGGAGUUUGAGAGA